AUGCAAGCGAACGAUCCAAACUUCCCUGCAGGCCCUUAUCCUGCCGGCCAGCAUAUUCUACCGCCCCCACGUCCUUCCUCCCCAUCCACGGCAGGCUACCGCCUGAAUCACCUCAUGCUACGCAUCAAAGAUCCCGAAGUAUCCCUCCGCUUCUACAACGACUGCUUCGGCCUGCAUACCGUCUUCAUCUUCAACGCCGGCCCCUGGACGAUAUACUACCUCGGUCCGCGUGACACGCAGAUCAGCACCCUCGGCACAUCGAAAGGCCUGCUGGAACUGUACCAUAUCCCUGCUGACAAGGAUCUGGAGUAUGUGAAUGGAAAUGAAUACGGAAAGGGAGGUGUAGGAUUUGGGCACCUAGGGUUCACGGUUCCGGAUGUUGAGGAGGCGCUGGAGAGGGUGAGGAGGUUUGGAUUCGAAGUUAUUAAGCCUUUGGGUGAGGAUAAGGAGGAAGGGAUGGGCUUGCCGGAAGAAGUGGUGAAAGGGAAAGAAGGGAAGGUGGCGGAGGGGUAUAAACAUGUUUUUCGGCAGUUGGCUUUUGUGAGGGACCCUGAUGGUUAUUGGGUUGAGAUUGUGCCGCAGGUUGUAAAGAGUCCGGGGAAAUAG
Didymosphaeria variabile is the source of this 606-nucleotide messenger RNA. RefSeq lists its product as uncharacterized. The coding region runs from base 1 to 606 and encodes 201 amino acids. NCBI's taxonomy places the organism in Eukaryota, Fungi, Ascomycota, Dothideomycetes, Pleosporales, Didymosphaeriaceae. The transcript has 2 exons. The record is from RefSeq and is a predicted model, not a curated record.